Messenger RNA from Saccostrea echinata, 1579 nucleotides. Its product is annotated as transcription factor ATOH1-like. Gene Ontology annotation, molecular function: RNA polymerase II transcription regulatory region sequence-specific DNA binding; protein dimerization activity; DNA-binding transcription factor activity, RNA polymerase II-specific. The record is from RefSeq and is a predicted model, not a curated record. Bases 59 to 721 code for a protein of 220 amino acids. The transcript has a single exon. Gene Ontology annotation, biological process: regulation of transcription by RNA polymerase II; developmental process. Lineage: Eukaryota; Metazoa; Mollusca; Bivalvia; Ostreida; Ostreidae.
GGAUUCCUUUUAUAGCCCAGUUACAACAUCCAAAAUAUAUAAGAUAAUUUAAGGAAUAAUGGAGUUUGCAGAUGCUGACCUAGCAAACCAGAGCGGAUACGAAGAAUCUUUCUAUCCAGUGUCUGCACCAUCCAUUCACUUCCAAGAUGGAACGUAUCCAAUGUAUCCCGAGUGGCAGCAAGGUCCGAUUGUUACAGAGGAUAUUGUACAACAUCCUGCAUUCAUGGGAAUUUCUCCGCUUUCACAAAAUGAGUAUUUACAAUCUGGAACGACUUGGACUAGUGAAUUGUCUACUGACUUCACAAUCAGUGAUUUUAACCAAUGUAGUGGGAUAGGAGAAGUUAAUGCACACGGGCUUCAUCUUGCAACUUCCAGUCAACAACCCGUAGGUAAAGAUGGGAAACCGAAAAGAAAGCGAGUACAGUCCAAAUCUCAGCGAAAAGCAGCGAACGUCAGAGAGAGGAAACGGAUGUUCCACCUGAACACCGCCUUCGAUGAUUUGCGAAAACGGCUUCCUGCAUUUAAUUACGAAAAAAGACUUUCCAGAAUAGAGACACUAAAGCUGGCCAUGACGUAUAUUUCAUUCAUGAAAGAAAUCUCUGAGGGGGAAGAUCCAAAAAAUGUUAAACUAAAACCGUACAAAACAGAGACAUGUGACGUUAUUAACCAACAAGAACAGUUACUAGGCAGAUACAGUGACGAUUCCAUCCUCAGUGUUUGAUGCAUGUUCUCGCUGACCAAUGGUAAAGUAUAGAAAAAAAUACAGCAAAACUUUCCCGACAUUGACAUUUUUUGUGCAUUAAAGUGAAAUACAAUAAGCGAGGGAGGAUUAAUUGUCAAACAACACAUUUCUAAGCAAGAUUUAAAUGACUUCACAGUCCAGCAGUGUAAUACCUAUGUACAUUAAAGAAUGUUCCUUAUACAAUAUGUUGAAAUUUUCUGAAAGAUUUCAUGCAUUUAUGAAAUGUCAAACAUUGAAAAAAUGUUGUCACGGACGAGAGAAAUCCAAACUGUGUUCAUAUCAAGUGUUCAAAUAUUUAUGUGUUAAUUACAUUUACAUAUAUAUUUUUUAAUUAUUUCUAAAUAUUUUAUGUAUUCUAAUACAUUUUAUGUUGUGUUCAGACUUUUUUUUCAGUUAUGCAAUAGUAUACAGUUUUUACUUCUAUUUAGUCUGAAUACGGUUUUUAGAUAUUUUAUUUUACACCGAAUACACGUGUACAUGUAAAAGGCUUGUUAUUUUUGGCAAUAAUAUUGAAUGCAUUUGUACACACAAAAUGGUUACUUGGAGAUAGGUAUAGAUUUCGAUUCAAGGUUUUAUAAGUUCGAUCAUUUGAAAUUAAACGAAAAAUUUGGAAAAAGUACGUCUUGCUUGAAGAAAAUUGCUGAUGACAUAUGCUCGGGCUCCUUGUAUGUAACCCGGAAGUACUUUUAAAAAAAAUGAACCCACAUUCUAUAUGGAUUGUGGCAAUUAAGUCUUGAAUUUGUGGCUGUACAUAAUUAAAAACCUUGAUAUCAGGAUCAUAUAUCUUCUUCCUUUUGUUAUAUAUACAUUGUAUACAUAUGAAAUGACGAUUUUUAC